Messenger RNA from Lotus japonicus, 1117 nucleotides. Its product is annotated as cytokinin riboside 5'-monophosphate phosphoribohydrolase LOG3-like. NCBI's taxonomy places the organism in Eukaryota, Viridiplantae, Streptophyta, Magnoliopsida, Fabales, Fabaceae. Bases 203 to 871 code for a protein of 222 amino acids. Gene Ontology annotation, biological process: cytokinin biosynthetic process. The transcript is spliced from 7 exons. Gene Ontology annotation, molecular function: hydrolase activity, hydrolyzing N-glycosyl compounds. The record is from RefSeq and is a predicted model, not a curated record. Gene Ontology annotation, cellular component: nucleus; cytosol.
CAGAGAGUGCCCAAUUGAAAAAGAGUAGCACUGAAGCAAGCAUUGCAAAACAAGAACAAACUGAGUGAGCUGAGUGUAGUUAUAGUAGUAUUAUUAUUGAUGUGAUUUAAUGAUUUAGAAGAAGCUGAAUCGUUGAAGCAUUAAGCAGAGUGAAACAGUGUGAGUGAGUGAGUGAUUUGUGAAUUUAUUUAAACUUGCAAAAAUGGAGACAACACACAGUAGUGAGAUGAGGGUGGUGUCCAAGUUCAAGAGGGUUUGUGUGUUCUGUGGGAGUAGCCCUGGCAAGAAGAGAAGCUACCAAGAUGCUGCCAUUGAACUUGGCAACGAGUUGGUGUCAAGGAACAUUGAUUUGGUCUAUGGAGGAGGAAGCAUUGGUCUAAUGGGAUUGGUUUCUCAAGCAGUUCAUGAUGGUGGUCGGCAUGUCAUUGGAGUUAUUCCCAAGACGCUCAUGCCUCGAGAGCUAACUGGUGAAACAGUGGGAGAAGUAAAGGCUGUAGCAGAUAUGCACCAAAGGAAAGCAGAGAUGGCUAAGCAUUCAGAUGCCUUUAUUGCCUUACCAGGUGGUUAUGGCACUCUAGAGGAGCUUCUUGAAGUCAUAACAUGGGCUCAACUUGGAAUUCAUGACAAACCGGUGGGGUUAGUAGAUGUUGAUGGAUACUUUAAUUCGUUGCUGUCAUUUAUAGACAAAGCUGUGGAAGAGGGAUUUAUUAGUCCAAACGCCCGCGACAUAAUUGUAUCAGCGCCUACAGCGAAAGAAUUAGUGAAGAAACUGGAGGAUUACGUUCCCUGUCAUGAAGGCGAUGCUCUCAAGUUGAGCUGGCAGAUGGAACAACAGCUUGCUUAUCCUGAAGAGUUUGACAUCUCAAGGUAGAUGGGAGUUAACUUUAUGUGCAAGGAAGAUGUGACUAGAUAGAAUUUUGGAGGUGGAAGAAGCUAUUGUGGAAUAUCAGUAUUCUGUUUUCCCUUUUUUGAAAGAAAUUUCUUUUUGUAAAGCACUGGGAUUGACCUGAAUAUGUGAGAAAUUACUUUGUCCCCUUCUAGUGAAACUGAUUUCCUUCUAAGUUGUAAGUACUAGGUGCUUCUGAACUAAUCAAUCACUUAAUGCCAACUAAUUUUA